Molecule: messenger RNA, 5325 nt
Organism: Amphibalanus amphitrite
Lineage: Eukaryota; Metazoa; Arthropoda; Thecostraca; Balanomorpha; Balanidae
Exons: 3
Coding region: 431-3214 (927 amino acids)
Biological process (GO): negative regulation of translation
Molecular function (GO): protein binding; translation repressor activity; mRNA 3'-UTR binding
Source: RefSeq, a predicted model, not a curated record
GGUGUGUGUGUGCACACUGGCGAGCGGCGUGGACCGCCCGUCCCACUGUGAGCCGUCUGCCGUGAACGGGCUGGCCCGCUCUGUGCCAAUGUGGUAACGGGCCGCGAUGGGUCUGGCCCGGCCGCCGAUCGGUGGUACGAUACGGAAUCGGUGAACCUACCCGCUCGGUUGCUCCUUUGUCGCUGUCUGUGGCAAUCACCAGCUGGACUUGUGGCCUCGCGGCGCGGCGCCUGCCGACUCUUGGCCAAUAGCAUGACGCCAUUACGAAACCGGCUGUUUUGAAAAAAGAGAUGAUGGUGCUGUGAAGUUGACGGUGACCGCUCACGGUUGAGAGUGCGGGCUCUCCAGUGGAUGGUCCGGGACUUCGACAGGGUCUGCACAGGUCCGAUUUACUCCGCACGGUGCAUAUGAUAAUCUGGAUCUGAUCAAAAUGGCGACCCCUACGUCAUCCGGGAAACUGAGCAGCGGCAGCAGCGGCACCGCCGAGCCGCCCGCCACCAGUCUGACACAGGACGGAGACUGGCUGCAGUGUCUCGUUUGCCGCGACGUCUUCAAAGACCCGUGGCUGCUGCGCUGUCUGCACACAUUCUGCCAGUCAUGUUUUGACGUUCGGGUGGAACAGGAGGGCAAGAACGAAUGCCCCGUGUGCCAGGAGCGUGACGUGUUCGGUCACCUGAAGCUGCGUCCCGACUACGCGGCGCGCUACGCGCUGGAGCACGGCGCGGCCGAGCGGCGUGCCGUGCCGUGCUCGGGCGGACCGGCCGGCUCCGAGUGCGGCCGGCCGGCCGUGUCCCACUGCCCCACCUGCGCCAAAUACAUGUGCACCGGCUGCCACACGGUCCACCUGGAGCUGAGUCGCGCCCACCGGGUCCAGUCGCUGGGAGAGGCCCGCGCCGACGGUAAGCGCGCUGUGUGCUGGCUGCAUCUGUCCCAGCCGCUGCAGUACUACUGUGCCACCUGUGACGUGCCCACUUGCCAGCUGUGCGCCGACCAGCAUCCCGCCGACCACCGGCGCACCAUGCUGGAAGACAUCGUCUCCGACGAGAUCGGCGUCUUCUGUGCCACCAUCGACGCGCAGAAACGCAAAGUCAUCGACAUGAAAAAGAUCCUGGCCCGUCAGAUUCGCCGGCACAACGAGGCGUACGAACGGUGCCGCAGACUGGUGGACGAAGGCCAUGAAGUUCUCGUGGACGUGCUGCCGUCUGGCAAGGACCAGGUUCUUCUCAAACUGGACGAGAUUCACCGAGUGAUGAAGGCGCGCCUGGAGAAGUUCGGCGAGAAGAUGCUGCUGUUGGCCGGCGAUGUGACGCACAUCAUCAGCGUCAUGGAAAGACAGCUGCAGUUCGGCCUGAACGCCGAGGUGCUGGCGCUCAAGAAGCCCGCUGAGAGCAAGCUGGGUGUGAUGAACCGCAAGAUCGACGACCACUUCUCGGCGGAGCAGGCCGUGGCGCAGUCGCUGCUGCGUAACGGCGGCGAGAUCGGACGUGAGAUGAUGCGCAGCCUGUACCGACCCCAGGUGGCCACGGACAGUCGCCGCGCCUCUCCCGUGCAGACGACCGACCUGCGCGCGCUCAAUGGGUUCGGCUCCAGUCCGUCCGGCUCGUCUCACGGCUCCAGCCCGGAGCUGUCUCUGGAGCAAAGCCUCAGCCGCGGCUCCAGUUACGACCACGAGCUGCUGUCAGACGGACGCCAGAGCAGCGGCGAUCUCGGUCUGGGCUUCGCUCUUCCAUCGGAACUGUCGGCUAUGCUCAACGGUAACUCUUCGAGCGAUCUCUUCUCGCACCCGCCCUCUUCGCUCAGCCUGACUGGCAUCAGCAACGGCGGGGGCUCCAACGGUCACGGCAAGCUCAACACCGUCGUGGGUGGCCUGAAUGGUCUCUCGUCUCUGUCCAACGGCCUUGAACAUCAGCUGCGCCUUGACGACCGCAGUAGCGUUGGAAGUUCCUCGCGGCCUGCCACCGGCUUCAGCGGCCUGGACCUCGGCUCUCACCACAGCCUGGGCGACUUCAACAGCCUGGCUGACUUCGGCCCGAGCCGCCUGUCGAACGGCCUCGGCCAGUCGACCUCCGCCAGCAGCGGCGGCAGCGGCGGUGGCUCCGGCUUCUGCAACGGCAACGCCGGCGGCGGGCUCGGCCAGAGCAUCCUGAACGGUGCCUCCGGGAUGGAGCGCUCGUUCAGCGGCAGCUACGACAGUGGCUUCUCGGGUCGCUUCUCGCCCUACUCGGUCAACCAGUACGGCCGCUGGUCGAACGGGAACGAUGCGGGCGAGUCGCUGCGCCCGCCGUCUGCCACGGGCAGCCAGCUGAGCCGCGGCCCGCCGCCGGCGGCCCCGGCGCCCACACCGCCGUACCCGCCGCGCGGCCAGAUCCGCCGCCAGAAGAUGAUCUACAACGUCAAACUGGGCGAGUUCGGCGUGAUGGAGGGACAGUUCACCGAGCCUUCCGGAGUGGCCGUCAACGCGCGCAAUGAGAUCAUCGUGGCCGACACCAACAACCACCGGAUCCAGGUGUUUGACAAGGAGGGCCGCUUCCAGUUCAGCUUCGGCGAAUGCGGCAAGCGCGAGGGCCAGCUGCUCUACCCGAACCGUGUGUUCGUCAACAAACAAAGCGGGGACAUCGUGGUGACGGAGCGCUCGCCGACGCACCAGAUCCAGAUCUACAACCAGUACGGCGCGUUCGUCCGCAAGUUCGGAGCCGACAUCCUGCAGCACCCUCGCGGUGUGACGGUCGACAACAAGAACCGCAUCGUUGUCGUCGAAUGCAAAGUGAUGCGUGUGCUCGUGUUCGACUACUUCGGCGACGUGCUGAAGCGGUUCGGCUGCAGCCGCCACCUCGAGUUCCCCAACGGCGUGGCCGUCAACGACAAGGAAGAGAUCUUCAUCAGCGACAACCGAGCCCACUGUGUCAAGGUCUUCAGCUACGAAGGCCAGUUCCUACGUAAAAUCGGCGGCGAGGGCGUCACUAACUACCCCAUCGGAGUUGGCAUCAACCUUCUUGGCCAAGUGGUCAUCGCCGACAACCACAACAACUUCAACCUGACUGUGUUCACUCAGGAGGGCCAGCUCAUCAGCGCCCUCGAGUCCAAGGUGAAGCACGCCCAGUGCUUCGACAUGGCGCUCAUGGAGGGCGGCUCCGUGGUGCUGGCCAGCAAGGACUACCGCCUGUACGUGUACCGCUACGCGCCGUCCCAGGUGCAGUACGCCUACCCGUUCUAAGGCGCCGGCUGGCCACUGCGGCCGACCGAGGGGCGUGGUGAGCCGGUGGCGGCCACCCUGUACAGAGUGUGCACUAGUUAAGCGGCGGCUGCCACCUCAACAUGCCCACCAGACUUGCGCUUGUUUCGCCCGCCGGCCAUCGCCCUAGUCAGGCUAUGAAGCGUUCGCUGGGGCGUCCCCACCCACGUGACACUGUUGCUCGUAGCAGCUUUAAGGUGUUGUUGAGCGGUGGCCCCGUUUUGUUUUUGUUUACGUUGAUGCGAUGAUCUAACUUUGUUAUCUAUUUAAGUUUCCUUAUUUAUUCUGUUGAUAUUAAAGCUGGGUUGAGUUUUGCAUUUUAACCAUUUUAACCUGUCUUCUUUUAGCCCGUUUUACCGCGCCGUCUUUCCCCGCUGUGGCGUGCCGUCAGGGCGCCGGCCUUCCUGCUGUGGGCAGCUGGCCGGGGCGCGGCGCGCGGCCGUCUCGGCCCUGCUUCCGGUCCUGUCCAACUGACGAACUGUUCUCCCGGUAGUGGCGUCUCCCUUACCCCCGUCCCGUCCCGCUUCUCACCCGCCAGGCUGUGUAUGGGCGCUGUUUGUACCUCAUCGCGCGCGCACGUGCGGUGCCACCCUGGGCUGGUCAGAUGUGUGGAGAUUUUAUAAAGUUUUGUACUUUGCUAACGUUCGGGAAUCGCGCUGCGGCCGGGCUGCGGAACUGGCCGAGCGUCCACCGCCGGCCGAGCCAGUGCCUCUCACUAGAACCGUUAAAACGUCGUGAAACAGUAUUUUUACAAUGUUUUCUUUUAUACAAGUUGAGCAGCUGGCACCGCCGUCGUGUGACCUUUUCGGUAGCAUGUGCGCUCCUCUCACGCACCCAUCCAGCCAUUAUUUCGCGUGUGCACGCACACGCCACACACAGACAUACACACACGGACACCUCACGCACAAAGACACACGCAUACUGACACAAUGUCGUUCCAUAUGACUCCCGGUCUAGAUAUACCCCCACUGAUAUCGGCACUGUACGCCUCUGUCGGCGACGGGCCGCGCCCUGCCUGGUGGCAACUUUUCUUCCGAAUGGGACCAGUGUUUCAAUGCGGACGGGGGUAAAACAGGCCAUGAACCUUGGUUCCAGGCUUCCCUCGUCCGGUGGCGCGUGCCGCCCAAACCAGAGAGCGAGAGCUGGGACUGAGGCCGCGCCGGGGCUGGCGCUGUUGUCCGGCCCCUCCCGAGGCGGCCGUGUGCCAUGUGCGCGCCGGGGGACGCCAGGUCCACUGUCUGCCUGUUCGCUUCGCUUUGGCCGACUGUCGAUCGGACGGUCGCCAUUGAGCCGACGCGUGUACCAUUGUUGUUGAGUAUAUUUUACUACCUAGUUGGUGUGUGCCUGUUAGUUGGUUAGUGUGCAUGCGCCACCGAGCGGUGGCGGCCGCGGUCGGCCGGCGAGCCGCCGCCCUGUAUAGAGGCGCCCGACCGGGCGUCGGGCGCGCCCGUCGCCACUGGACGCCACUCGGCCGCCGCGCACUCGUUGGUAAUAAUGUAUUUUGGACUGUGCUUGUACCGUGGGCUCAACUGUACUCUUGUUGUGACUUCCCUUCGCUCUGUGGGCCGGGUUGGCGGGCGCCGUGCCCGAUUGCGCCAUUGUUGUCUCAUUUUGGAGCUGUUUUGCGUGUUACCGUUACCAUGUUUGGUGUUCAGCUGUUGCGCCUGACGCCACCCGAACUCAGAAUCAAUAGACGCCCACAUUCCAGCACGGAUUUCACAGUUCAAAUCUCUCGCUUCUGUUACUUGUUGCGCGCGCGUGUCGCCCGCGCCCGGCCGCCCGUACUUACCAAUAUGUAUAUGUAAGGUUUGAUAUAUACUCAUGGCUCUCUUGUUGGCCGCUGCUGCCGCGCUGUGCGGCGUUUUAACUGGAUGCUUUGUUAUAGCGGCGAGAGGGGCCGGGCGAUGUAGGGCCCAAGGGCAGCGCGCUCGGGGCACCCCCGCUGCCCUCAGUCUCUUCCCAUGUUGCGCGUUUUUAUCAUUAGUUGAUUUUUAUUUUCUUAUGUGUAAGUAGUACAUUUUACGUCUUUCAUUUGGUAAUUUGUUAAGCAGUGGUUGUACUACAAUGGUAUUCAAUAAACUGUUUGCUUAUAA